CCUCACCCUCACCCCAUUCCCCAUCAUUUCAUUUGUCAGUUUCCUUGUGUGCGUCCCCUUGGCCUUGCCUACCCAAUCCAUUUUGUUUGAGAGACUUGACGCCAUUCGCUUCAAGAUUAGUGCUUUACGAUUAAAUUUAUCCUCCUCGAACCAAGACAUCAGAAUGUCUGAAGAUUAUAUUUGGGGACUAACUUUGGACAAGAACAAGACCUCUGAAACCUGGGACCCAGAUCCAGAUCUAAAGCCAGACGCUAAUGAAUCAGCUCAGAGUUAUAGAGGAGAGCAUUCUCUCAUAGUCAAACAGGCACUUCUAGGAGCAGAUGCUAAGGAUGGAGAAGUCAAUGUUGUGGAGGUGGAGGCUAUGGGUUACAGAGCAGAUGUGAAAUUUCCAAUAGCAGUAUUGAAAGCAGGCAGCACACAACAAUCUGUAUUAGAUGUCCUAUUCCCAGAUCCUCCCGUUACGUUCAAACUCGUCAAAGGCAGUGGACCAGUCCAUUUAAUAGGAAAUCAUUCCAUAGGCAGUGGAGAAACAUUGGAAGAUGAUGACGAAGUUGAUGAAGAUGACUUAGAAUUUGAUGAGGAAGAUAUGGAUGAGAUCGAAGAAAUGUCAGACAAAAAUAACGUUGAAGAAAAAAAACGUAAACUGGCAGCUUCAAAUUCCAAUCCGAAAGGAAAAUCGUCAAAGAAGGCGAAAGUAUCAGACUAAUGGAAGGAAGAGGAGCUGAAAUUAUUUUUAAGUUUUAACCUCUAUGUAAACCCUGUAAAAUGAGGACUUGCAGGUAUCUCCCUCAUUUUGAGACAGCUGUCUCAAGUCAAAUCAUUUUAAAGAUUUCAGUAAUCUGAACUCAACACUGUCACAAUGCAAAUGUAGUUUAAGUCUUUUUCCUAUUUUUAUUUAAACUUUGUAAACCUUUGUUAGGAUGACUAAAAUUGAUUAGGCUUGUCUCGCUCCCACAUGCUGUCUGAAUGAUCUCCUAAACUACAGGAAAACAGAAUCUGUUUUAUGUUUCUUUGUGAAAGAAAAACUCCUCCCGGUACAUUCCUGAAAUCUUCAUUUGUAACAAGUUGUGCCUGUGCGUGCUUUGAUUCUAUUUUACCAGUUUCUCCUCUCAAAUUUCAAACUUAAUUUUAGGCAG
Bemisia tabaci is the source of this 1136-nucleotide messenger RNA. Its product is annotated as nucleoplasmin-like protein. Gene Ontology annotation, molecular function: histone binding; RNA binding; chromatin binding. Gene Ontology annotation, biological process: chromatin remodeling. Gene Ontology annotation, cellular component: cytoplasm; nucleoplasm; nucleolus. The record is from RefSeq and is a predicted model, not a curated record. NCBI's taxonomy places the organism in Eukaryota, Metazoa, Arthropoda, Insecta, Hemiptera, Aleyrodidae.